Messenger RNA from Labrus mixtus (cuckoo wrasse), 2966 nucleotides. RefSeq names its product poly (ADP-ribose) polymerase 2 (gene parp2). Bases 80 to 2047 code for a protein of 655 amino acids. Gene Ontology annotation, molecular function: zinc ion binding; NAD+ poly-ADP-ribosyltransferase activity. Lineage: Eukaryota; Metazoa; Chordata; Actinopteri; Labriformes; Labridae. The transcript is spliced from 17 exons. The record is from RefSeq and is a predicted model, not a curated record.
CUGGAGAAAGUUCUUCUCUGUUUGUGUGUGUGUCCCGUAUCACAGCACCCGCUUAGUUUAUUUUAAACUAUAAAGCACUAUGAGACGUACAAGAAUGUCCAAAAAUAAAAGUCAGAAAGCAGAAGAAGAUGAAGAAGUCCAGUCAAAAACAGCAGUAUGGCAGUGGAAAGGAGAUAAUGGACAGUGGGAACCGUACUUACCAUCAGUUUGUGCCUUGUUGGACUCAGCUGUCUCUUCAGGACAAACUUCUGUCACGGUGACUCUCGGUGCAGGAACUGCCUACGAAGUUGACCUGAAGAAGAUGUUUCAAAUUAACCCUGUGACAAAAUACAAGAGGAAGAUUCGCUCUCAGACAGUAAAAGCAGAAAGUGCAGAUGACGCUGAGGACCUAGCUGCUCAAAAUGGGAUGCCAGAUGAAGUAAAAGAGGAAGAGGAGGACACAAAGGAGCAACCUGCAGCAAAGAGGAGGAGAGGGCAAAGCAAGAAGGAGAGCAAGACAAAAGCAGAAAAAAUGCCCAAAGAAGAAAUAAAAAGUGAAGUAACAGAGGUUGUGAAGACGGUGAUAAUGAAGGGGAAAGCCCCGGUGGACCCUGAAUGCAAAGCCAAACUUGGAAAGGCUCAUGUUUACUGUGAAGGAAACGAUGUUUACGAUAUGAUGCUUAAUCAGACAAACCUUCAGUUUAACAACAACAAGUACUAUCUGAUCCAGCUGUUGGAGGAGGACAACUCAAAGGCUUACAGUGUGUGGCUGAGAUGGGGCAGAGUGGGAAAAGUGGGUCAGAACAGCCUGACAGCAUUUGGUGGAGACCUGCUGAAAGCCAAAGACUUCUUCAAGAAAAAGUUCCUUGACAAGACCAAGAAUGAAUGGGAGGAUAGAGCGAGUUUUGAGAAAGUAGCGGGAAAAUACGACAUGGUGUUCAUGGACUACAGCACGAACGAAAAGGAGGAGAACCUGACCACAGUGGAUGCUGCACCCCAGAAGAGGAUCUCAAAGCUGGAUCUGAAGAUCCAGUCGCUCCUGGAGAUGAUCUGUGACAUCAAAGCCAUGGAGGAGUGUGUGCUGGAGAUGAAGUUUGACACAAAAAAAGCUCCUCUCGGAAAGCUGACGUCAGAGCAGAUCCGAGCAGGCUACACAGCGCUGAAGAAAAUCGAGGACUGUUUGAAGAAGAAGGGCAGCGGUCGGGAGCUCCUUGAAGCCUGCAACCAGUUCUACACCCGAAUCCCUCACGACUUUGGGUUGAAAACACCUCCAAUGAUCCGAUCAGAAGACGAGCUGAAGGAAAAAAUAGCACUAUUGGAGGCUCUGAGUGAUAUUCAGAUAGCAGUGAAAAUGGUUCAGUCCAGUGGAGACGGGGAUGAACAUCCUCUGGACCGACAGUACAGCUCUCUCAAGUGUCAGCUGCAGGCUCUGGACUCCGGCUGCGAGGAGUACACGGUGAUAGAAAAGUAUCUCCAGUCCACUCAUGCACCCACCCACUCGGACUACACCAUGACUGUCCUCGACAUCUUCUCAGUGGACCGAGACGGGGAGAGCAACAACUUCCUGUCUCAGUUACACAACAGGACCCUGCUGUGGCACGGUUCCCGCCUGUCUAACUGGGUCGGUAUCCUCAGUCGAGGGCUGCGAGUGGCCCCCCCUGAAGCCCCCGUCACCGGUUACAUGUUUGGGAAAGGAAUCUAUUUCGCUGACAUGUCGUCAAAGAGCGCCAACUACUGCUUUGCCAAUCAGAACAACCACGUCGGACUGCUUCUUCUGUCUGAGGUCGCCCUGGGGGACUGUAAUGAGCUGCUGGACGCCGACUACGAGGCCGCUAAUCUGCCUGCUGGCAAACACAGCACCAAAGGCCUGGGACAGACCGGACCUGACCCCAAAAACUCCGUCACUCUAGGUGGCAUGACGGUGCCGAUGGGGCCGGGGGUGAAGACGAAGCUGGCGAGACAAAACGCCUACUCCCUCCUCUACAACGAGUUCAUCGUUUACAACCCAGCGCAGACUCGCAUGAGGUACCUGCUGCGGAUCAAGUUCAACUACUCCUCCCUGUGGUGAGCUCGGUCUCACGUGGAGAGUUUGGAAGUUUGGCUCCCCACGAUGAAGGAUGAAAAAUCAAUCCGUUACUCUUCAUGUAAAGUUAGAUACUGGUUUCUGGGAUAAGAUGUAACACCUGAACAUGUCGCUCUUUUGGGUGUGUAACAGAAGCGUGACCUUCUCAGUGAUUUAUAACUGCAAGAUUUACAGCAUAAAUUGACAAGAUGAUCAACAGAACAUUGUGGACAACAAUUUAGACGCUCAAUUAAAAAGUGAAAAAAAACAAAAAAAUUAACUUGUUGCUGCUUCUUAAAAGAGCGGACUUAUCUUUGUACCUGAGAACUCUGAGUAAGCUGAGUUCUUCCAUCAUUUUCUGGACAAAACUUUUUGGGGAAAUUUUCGGAUGACAGCAUUUUUAAGUUGCAGCCAUACGAUGAAGUUCAGAGAGGGGUUAGACAGAUCUCAAGUUAUUACAUUUGAAAAUAGGAAUGUGAGUUUUUAGAAAAUUAGAAAAACAUCAACUACACUGCGUCUGUUCUUUUAUACGGUGGCUUUUCGCUCAUCAUAUGUUAUGAAACCUUCUGUUCUUUUGUUCUUUAUGAGUCAGAAGUUGAUUUUGGGAAAUGUAGAAUAAUUCUUGGUUCAUAGAGAGAGACUUCAGGCUUUACUGUUCUGUUUCUGGAGCUUUGGGGAAAGUAUUCAUGUGAUACAGAAUGAAAACAUUUUGCACUACUUUAUGUCUAUGUUUCUGUCUCUGCGUGUCUCCUCGUCAGUGUAAGCUGUGACGCAUGCUACAUACAAACGGCAGCAUCUUUCUUGGAUGAAUUAAUGGAAUGCUUUGGAUGUUUUUUUAAUGCACAUUUGACAUGAGCAUUUCUACUAGAGAAUAACGAUUAGCUCAUUGAAUGUGUCUUAAUAAAUUUAAAAAAUAGAAAAUGAA